Molecule: messenger RNA, 1335 nt
Organism: Aspergillus pseudoviridinutans
Lineage: Eukaryota; Fungi; Ascomycota; Eurotiomycetes; Eurotiales; Aspergillaceae
Product: diacylglycerol acyltransferase type 2A
Exons: 2
Coding region: 1-1335 (444 amino acids)
Biological process (GO): triglyceride biosynthetic process
Cellular component (GO): endoplasmic reticulum membrane
Molecular function (GO): diacylglycerol O-acyltransferase activity
Source: RefSeq, a predicted model, not a curated record
AUGCCAGACCAAGAAAAUAUACAAGCAGGAAGCUUGCAGCAGCAGCCUGAGUCGGUGCUUCAGUCCUCCUCGGGAGAAAUCAGUUUGAGCACAGAAACCCAGACCGAGCAGAAUACCUCGCGUGUGAAUCAUGUGCAAAGGAAUAAUAAAUCUCGGGAUACUGUAGCAAACAACACUGGAUUGUCAGCUGCGGGUUUCUAUUCUCCGAUAAAACGGAUUGACACCCCAGCGAUACUAGCCUCGCUCGAUCAUUCUCAGUCACGGCCAGGCUAUUCAGAACUGCGAAGGCAUUCAUCCAGGAGUCGGGGCAUUCAUUGGGCUCCCUUGAAUAUCGGUCUCGAAAGACGUAUGCAGACGUUCGUGGUCUUAUGCCACACUUUGACAAUCGCAAUAUUCUUGACAUUUUUCUUCUUCGCUUGUGCCAUACCCGUAUUCUGGCCUCUGCUACUCCCAUAUCUGGUUUAUAUUUCACUUUUUUCAUCAUCUGCAACGUCUGGAACGUUGAGUGGGCGUAGCGAUUUCAUGCGUUCGCUUCCGAUAUGGUCACUUUAUGCCUCUUAUUUUCCUGCUUGCUUGCAUCGCUCUGAAGCGCUACUUCCAACACGCAAAUACAUAUUCGGCUACCACCCUCACGGCAUAAUUUCUCACGGUGCAUUUGCGGCAUUUGCUACUGAAGCACUCGGAUUUUCGAGGUUGUUUCCGGGCAUCACAAACACGUUGCUUACCCUAGAUUCGAAUUUUCGAAUUCCGUUCUACAGAGAAUACGCUCUUGCUAUGGGACUCGCCAGUGUUUCCCGGGAGUCUUGUGAAAACCUACUCUCUAAAGGUGGUGCUGACGGGGAAGGCAUGGGCCGCGCGAUUACAAUUGUCAUUGGUGGGGCUCGCGAGUCUCUGGACGCUUUACCUCACUCUCUGCGCCUUGUUUUAAAAUGCCGCAAAGGAUUCAUAAAGCUAGCAAUUCGCACCGGUGCUGAUCUCGUCCCAGUACUUGCUUUCGGCGAAAAUGAUCUCUAUGAGCAGGUGCGAUCAGACCAACAUCCCGUUAUACACAAGUUUCAAAUGCUCAUUAAGCAUACGAUGGGGUUCACGAUCCCGCUCUUUCAUGCUCGUGGGGUUUUCAAUUAUGACGUGGGAUUGAUGCCUUAUCGACGCCCAUUAAAUAUCGUCGUUGGCCGGCCUAUUCAAGUCGUUCAACAGCGUGACAGAGACAAGAUCGACGAAUCGUACAUUGAUGACCUUCAUGACAAGUAUAUACGAGAGCUUCGACGGUUGUGGGAGCAAUACAAAGAUGUCUUUGCAAAGGACCGAAUCUCUGAAAUUGAGAUAGUUGCAUGA